GAGUUUAUCGUGUGUCCAGGUUCAUGGCAGUCUGCUAGCAGAUGUGGUGAAGUGAAUAUAUACAUUCCAGCAACAGGAUGUUACUAAAUCUGUUGCUUAUAUUAUCUUUAUUGACUUUCGAAGUUUUAGCUUCGAAAAAGUUUCUUUUAGUCGAUAAACUGAGACUGGACUUCCACGAUCUUGAAAAGGAAUUGUGGUCUAGCACUACAGAUGAUGAAACUGCGUUAGUAAGGAGGUUUUACGAAUAUGAUCAAAAAUUACAGCAGGUACCCGAAGACAUAAUUGAAAGCUUGGAACCUUUGACACAUUUACCAGCUUUUCUAAACUUGUACGCCGAAUUGAAGGCUAUUCAUUACAACUACGAAAGUUUCAGGGAAUAUCAGAAAGGUCUGCUUUCCAAGCUAGAGGACCACGAGUAUAUAUCCCUUGACAGUAUAUUAUACCAUGUGAGAAAUAAAAAAAGCGGCACGAAAGUAUCGAUAGAGCGAAUUUUUGAAAUUAGUGGAAUUCUGGCAAAUGGAACUAAAAAUGAUACUUUGAUGAUACAAAUACCGGCGAUUUUGUGGAAUAGUUUUUGGUGCAAGAACUACCAACAGUCACCGCAACAGCUCAGCUAUAACCUGUACAAUGUUUUCACGUUGGCUAACCUGAAAGCUUAUGUCAUGGAACAGUUUACUUGUUUUAUUAAAAAACUAUUUCAAGAAGAUGACGCUUUGAAGCAAGCGGAAAUAUCAAGAAAAGCAUACGAAAAACGAGUGAAAAGUACAGUGAGUUUUCUAGAUUUCGCCUUGCCCAACGACAUUUGGAAAUGUGAUCCAAAACGAUUCAAAGAAGGUAAAAACUUCGAACAAUUUACGCUGUUUCUUCAGGGCCACAUACAGAACGAGGCGGACAUGAGUCCGUCGAAAACUUGCAGAAACACUUGUUCCAAUUAUUAUUCCACCAAAAGAGAGACCUGUUACGAUCACACGAGCCUGUUCUGUCAAAAAGAACGACAGUGCAACGGAAGAAUAUACGAAUGUAUUUUUAUCGAAUCCAACGCAGAUGUCUGUCUAUCGACUUCGCCAUUGAGAAAAUACGAAUUUGUCAAAUACAAGAGCGGACGAACUUUGGGCAAAAAUAACUUUUGCAGCCAUUUAUUGCCUAUAAAAAGUUGGACUAGAUGGUUCGUCCGAUGUCACUACUGCAUGUGUAUAUGCGACGAUAAACACGUGUUAUCUGACAGAUACAUAAGUCUAAGAUCUGUCAACGCAGACACAGAAUAUAACAGAGUUAUCACAGGUGUGAGAGUGGUAAAAAAGAACAAAAUCAUUCACAUACAAAUCCAAGAAGGUAAAUUAUUGCCCUACGGUUUGAUCGAUCAGAAUACAGUACGGUGGAAACCAGUUGAUGAUUACAAAAUCACAGAUCCUGGGGUAUACAACAAAAAAGACUAUUUUAUGCUGACUUAUUCAGAAAGAAGUAUGGCUUUAGAUGAUAUACAAGAAACCAUGGAAGGUUAUGUCGUAACAGGAGUACGCUUCAAUUUAAUAAACGGAAGAAUUUAUUUUGUGGUCCAUUUCAAUUUGUUCAAUUGGGCCAAUGGUACAGUAGAGCAGAAGAAAGGUCAUGAUGUAUACGGAACUACCCAAAGGAGGUCGAAAAUCGAUCUGAAAAAGGCCGACGUGCCUACGAAAUCACCGGGUCCGCCCUCCAUGGUAAAUUUCGGUAGUUCCGGGCAGUACUUGGAGUUUACGCACACAGAUUUCGAAAGGGAUGUGGCACAGACGGCGAUUCCGUUUUUCGACGCUCAAGAGGUGGUCGCCAAGCCAGCCGUACCUUUAAUGGGAGCCGGAAUUUUAUACAGAGGACGGGAAUCUUACGGCGGUUUCGUAACGCCGAUAAUAAAGACCUACGACUAUAUAAAACACCUAGAUAAUUUCGUUUCUGACAAAUGGGUUUUCCAUCAAAGCGACAAGAACCUCGAUAUCAGCGUCUUAUCAACUAGCCAAAGUUUAUCAAUCGCCCACAACGAUGUUCAUGAAAGAGAAAAAAAAGAGUAUAUCCAGUUCUUUUUCGGAACUGUGAUGGUACACACACAAUUUAAAAUGUUUCGAAUAAUUUCAUUAUUUCUUCUCGCGGGCGCGAUUGUUUGUAACGAUGUAAUUUUGGUGGACAGACUAAGAAUGGAAUUCCUGAAUAUGGAAGAAGAAUUGUGGAAGUACGUGCUGUGGGAAACACCGAAUAUCGAUCUCGGUGAUUCGGAGUUGUAUUUGGUGAACAAGUUUAGUGAAUACGAUGAAAGAAUUAAACAGAUGCCUGAAGAUAUUCUACUGGGCCUAAACCCUAUCAAGCAUAUCCAUUCCUUCAUACUGCUCUAUCCAGAAUUGAGACAGACCGAAAAUCUGUACGAAAAAUUCAGGCAGUAUUUGCAAGAUCAAAAAAAUGCCACUUUGGGCGACAAAAGAAUCAUAGAGAACAUGGUGGACUCUGAUGAAAUCAUCAGGGAUAUCUCAAACAAAAAAAUGGGUGCUAAUGUGACAGUUCAUAACGUCUACGACCUGACGUUUGGUAGCGAGAACAUGAUUCUGAAAAUAUUCGAAUUCCUUGAAGACGACUACUACUGCAAAGACAUGUUCCAGUCUCAGAGACAGGUGUACUACAAUUUGUACAAUGCUGUAGCUUUGAAUGGCCUUAAAAGUUACGUGAUGCUACAAUUCGUUAAUCUGAUGAGACAAGUUGAACAAGGAGGAAAAGGGAAUUACACUGACGAAGCAAUAAUAAUCAGGAACAAUUUUGAAAGACGAGUUAACGAAACCAUGACAGUCUUUCGAGGUGCCAUGGAAUUAGCAACUGAUAAACUAUGGAGGUGUGACCCAAAAUACCACAGUUUAGGAGAAACAUACGACGAAUUCACUAGACUGCUUCAAGGGCACGUGCAGAAUGAAGUUGACAUGAACCCGCGAGGUACAUGUACCAAGAACUGCGCAGCUUACUACACGAGCAAAAAUUACGGUUGUUACGAUGAAGACAGCGAUUACUGCACGAAUAUGGAGAAGUGCAACGGCAAAAUUUUCGGCUGUAACUUCAUCGAAAGCCACAUGGAAAUUUGCACAUCUAAAACACGCAGCAGAAGAUACAAUUUUAUAAAAUUCGAGAGCGGCAAGUACUACGGAAAGCAGUCAAGUUGCUGGAAGAAACCAGUUGACAGUUGGUACCGAUGGUUCUUUCACUGUUCCUACUGUAUGUGCCUUUGCGACGACCCCAACAUCAAUUCUGACAGAUUCAUCAACUUGAGACCUGUCCUAUCAGACACCAAAAAGAACAGGGUUGUCACAGGUGUGAGAUUUGUCAAAAUUGACAGAAUAAUGCAUAUUCAAAUACAGGAAGGGCAACUGUUGCCCUUCGGAUACAUCAAUCAAUCGACAGUUCACUGGGUACCUGUCAAUAGCUACAAAAUAACAGACACCGGCGUUUUUGAAGGUAGAGAUUUCUACAUGAUGUCAUACGAGAAAAGAUCUAUGGCACUGGAUGAUGUAAAAAUUGACAAACUGAACUAUGUAGUUACUGGUGUCAAAUUUCAGGUUGUUGAUAGUAAAUUGAGACUGCAAAUACAUAUUAACCCUGUUGAUUGGAAUGCAGGUUUGGUACUAAAAAGUGCUGACAAUUAUGUGUAUAAAGCAACUGGUGGAGUAAACAAGGUGUCGGUAAGUUCGAAUGCAGACAUCCCAACACUGGCCAAAAACACUGAAGUGGACAUAGGCAACAAUGCAUACGUCGAGUUCACUCAUACAGGCUUCGAAGCUGACGCAGCCCAGACCACCAUACCCUUUAUCGACAUCCAACCAGUCUACAACGACCCAGCGGUGCCUUUGAAGGGCGUAGGGGUACAGUACCGAGGUACGAAGGGUUACGGAGGGUUCAUCGCACCCACAAUACACUCGUACGACUUUAGCAAGCUAUUGCUUGUUAGAUUUCCAAAGUACGACUUCAGAACUAACUCGCCUUAUGAGAUAGAAGUCAACUAGGGUCAAGAAAAUCAGUGAAAAUACUGAACGU
Molecule: messenger RNA, 4038 nt
Organism: Sitophilus oryzae (rice weevil)
Lineage: Eukaryota; Metazoa; Arthropoda; Insecta; Coleoptera; Curculionidae
Exons: 19
Coding region: 78-4007 (1309 amino acids)
Source: RefSeq, a predicted model, not a curated record